Messenger RNA from Aspergillus uvarum CBS 121591, 2179 nucleotides. RefSeq names its product NTF2 and RRM domain protein. Gene Ontology annotation, biological process: protein deubiquitination; ribophagy. Gene Ontology annotation, molecular function: mRNA binding. NCBI's taxonomy places the organism in Eukaryota, Fungi, Ascomycota, Eurotiomycetes, Eurotiales, Aspergillaceae. Bases 343 to 1800 code for a protein of 485 amino acids. Gene Ontology annotation, cellular component: cytosol; Ubp3-Bre5 deubiquitination complex; ribonucleoprotein complex. The record is from RefSeq and is a predicted model, not a curated record. The transcript has a single exon.
CAACAUGCUUAUCCCGAUUCCUACAACCACACCCAUGCCAAUGUGAAUAGCGCUGCCAGCUUCCAGCCUGCGCAGUCUACCACUCCCUCGAACGCGCCCUCGACCGAGCAGAAGAAUGGCAUUGCCAAGGAUGAGGUUGGUUGGUACUUUGUCGAGCAGUACUAUACCAACAUGAGCCGUAGUCCGGAGAAGCUCCAGUUCUUCUAUUCCAAACGCUCUCAAUUUGUCUUUGGAACGGAGGCGGAGAGCGUCCCGGUUGCAGUGGGUCAGAAGGUAGGUGCACCUCAUUUGAGCGAGUCAUCGCAUCAGCGCUAUCGGGAAAAAAGCAAUUUCUGACGAUAGAUGUAUUUCAAGGCUAUCAAUGAGAAGAUUAAGCAGCUGGACUUCCAAGACUGCAAAGUCCGUGUGUUGAACGUUGAUUCGCAGGCCUCGUUCGACAAUAUCCUCGUCUCCGUCAUUGGCGAAAUCUCCAACAAAUUGGAGCCUUCGCGCAAGUUCGUGCAGAGCUUCGUUCUGGCCGAGCAGCCUAAUGGAUACUAUGUCCUCAACGACAUCUUCCGGUACCUGGUUGAUGUUGAAGAGGAGCUGGAGACCGAAGAGGCUGCCCCCGCUGCUGCUCCCAUCGCUCCAGCUGAAGAGCCUGCUGCUGAAGAGCCUGCUGCUGAAGAGCCCGUCCAGCCUGAGGCUGAGCCUGAGGCUGUCCCUGCUCCGGCUGCGGAGGAGCCCCAGGCUGAGGAGACUCAGGUCGACAACGAGACAGCUGCUGCUCAGGUUGACCAGAAGCUUGAGCAAGCCGAGCAGAAUGUCGAGGAAGUACCCGCUGAGCAGUCGGUUCCCAAGACCAAUGGCGCUGAGGUUCAGGAGGCCCCAGUUGAGGCUGCCCCCGAGGCCUCUGAGUCCAGCGUCGCUGUCGAAGCGCCCAAGGUUGAGGAACCCGGGACCCCCGAGCCCACUCCUGCUCCUGAGCCGAAGGAGGCCCCUGCCCCCGCUAAGGAGAGCGCACCCGCGGCCAAGGCUCUUCCUAAGACCUGGGCCAACAUCGCAUCCAAGUCUGGCGCUGCUGUACCCGUGGUUCCCGCCAUUCCUGUCGCUCCAGUGAAGCCUGCGGCUGCCCCUGCCCCUGCCCCUUCAGUUGCUUCUGCCAGCUCGUCCCAAGCCGCCGCCCCAGCUCCCGCCCAGGCUCCGGCUCCGGUUCACGCUGCCGAGUCCGCUCCCAGCCAGCCCCCCUCUAACGAUGGAGCCGGUUGGCAAACCGCUGGGCACGACCACAAGAAGUCCCAGUCUCGCGCGGCCGAUGAGCAGAAUGUUCUCGCUUACAUCAAGAACGUCACUGAGAAGGUCGAUGCCAGCUUGCUCAAGCAGACUCUUUCACGCUUUGGCAAGCUCAAGCACUUCGAUGUGAGCCGCCAAAAGGUUUGCAUUUACCCCCAACUGGUCCUAUGUUUCCAUGUGAUUGUCGACGCUAACCUUCUCUGUCCUCUAUGUAGAACUGUGCCUUUGUUGAAUUCGGCGAUGCGGCCGCCUACAACGCCGCUGUUGCUGCCAACCCCCACCAGAUCGGAACCGAGCAGAUCUAUGUUGAGGAGCGCCGUGCUCGCACUAAUGCCUACGGUGGUAACGGUAGCUACGCUGGUCGCGGUGGCGCUGGCCGUGGUCGUGGAGACCGUGUCGGCAGCCAGGGUCGCGGCGGCUUCCAGCGUGAUGGUCGCGGAGGCUUUGCUCCUCGUGGCCGUGGCGGCAAUGUCAAUGCCAAGGGUCGCAACCAAACCCAAACUGCUUAAAGCUGCAAAUACGUCCUGACGAACAAAGAAACCAAAAAAACAGAAAAAGAAAAAGAAAAAACUAUCACUUCUUCAAAGUCUCAACUACCUCCACGAAUCCAGGUUUCUUGCCUGAGGAAUGACGGAAAAUUUUUCAGUGAGGUCAAAACUGUCCAUGGCCUUCUCCUUCUCUCCUGUAUCUCUUCAAUCUCUUCAUCUGGUCAUCAAUGAUUUUCUCUAGCCCUUCCAUCCUGGUUUCAGACCAUUCUAUGUUUUUAGAUGCUCACGGCGAUCCAGGACAUGUAUUACUUCCCCCCUCCUCCUUUCCCAUUUACUGAAUAAUGACAUGUGUUAUGUGGCCCUGCUCUGGCACGAUGCAUAUUAGCGGUUGGAAAAGUUGUCUUAUCAUUUCCUAAGUG